CUAGACUAGCAUGAGGCCGGUAGCUUGUAGCGUAUUUAUAUUGAUCUCUCAACCAGUAUAAACAAAGCCUGGCUAGCUGAGUGGUGAGAUGGCUGUAGGGGCACUGGUGGUGUCUGUCAUCAUCCUGUUAGUCCUCACUCUGGUAAUGGUUGUCCUGUUGCCGCUGUGUCUCUGGCAGAAAGAGGCGUGGUCACAACGCUGCAAGGAUAGAGCAGCCUCUGUACGCUCCAACGACUCCUCUCAAGCUCUCUCACCAGCUCAGGCAAGGCAGUAUCCACAGCUGAGGUCAAAGUUGAACGUCACCCACCCUCUGUCCGUCCUUGAUAACGGCCACACAACGGCAGACAAUCUGACCACACCCUAUUACGAUGCAGUGCAAAUUGAGGACACAAACGUACUGACAGUGAAAAAAUAUAAAAAGAAAGUCGAAAUUGAUUCUGAGCCACACUACGAGUUUGUGAGUAAUGCCGUGACAGAUGAUCAUCGUUCUAGAGAUAAUAAUGGAGUCAAAAGUGCUGUUCAAGCGCGUGUCACCCACCCCAUUCGAACUGCCACGCCCCCUAAAGUGAGGAAGCCAAUAAGUGCAAUCAUACGACAAGAAGACCUGCCUCGAAACUUUACACCAAACACAAAGGUACCUCUGCUGCCACCCACUACAGGGCAGACUAGAGUAGUACAGCUACCACAACCUCCACCGGCAACGAGGCCAUUCCUCAAUCCAAAGGUCGAGAGGUCAUCCCGACAACCAGACCCCCUACAAAGCCACUACGAGUAUGCAGAUGGACUGCAACUCACAGCCCCCCCCCCUGUUCAAGCCAAACCUGACACCGGCUGAGAAUAGACCCAAAUCAUAUGCUGACUAUGAGUUUGCCAGUGGACCUCAAGCACUACCAGCACAUUAUGAGCUAGUACAGGCCACAGGUGGAGAGCAAGCUGCCACUAUCCACAGUGUACAGACUGAUGACUCUAAUUACUAUGAAACUGCGGACAUGAUAGGGGAUACUCACUACGACACUGCGGACAUGAUGCCAACUGGUGGAGAUAGUUCCUCAGAGUAUGCAUACGCCACACCUAACACAAGGAGACAGAUUCAAUGUGAUAAGGAGGGGUUGUUCCAGGAGCCUGCUAGAGAUUGUAGCUCCUUGUACGCACAGCUGGACAGUAUUAGGGUGGAGCACUACAAGAGAGAGUCCGUCAGUGUGGGGCGCUUGAUUGGAUCUGGUCAGUUUGGACGAGUGCACACGGGGGAGUGGCUAUCUCCUGAGGGUACCACACUGCCAAUAGCUGUCAAGGUACUCAACACAAAUGU
Molecule: messenger RNA, 1309 nt
Organism: Halichondria panicea
Lineage: Eukaryota; Metazoa; Porifera; Demospongiae; Suberitida; Halichondriidae
Exons: 5
Coding region: 89-835 (248 amino acids)
Source: RefSeq, a predicted model, not a curated record